This is a messenger RNA of Astyanax mexicanus (Mexican tetra), 6805 nucleotides long. Its product is annotated as zinc finger protein 385C. The coding region runs from base 97 to 1773 and encodes 558 amino acids. NCBI's taxonomy places the organism in Eukaryota, Metazoa, Chordata, Actinopteri, Characiformes, Acestrorhamphidae. Gene Ontology annotation, cellular component: nucleus. The transcript is spliced from 10 exons. Gene Ontology annotation, molecular function: nucleic acid binding; zinc ion binding. The record is from RefSeq and is a predicted model, not a curated record.
GCCGGUAGAGCGGAGGGAGGCGCGUCGCGGAGCGGCGGCGAGGCUGGAUCUCUCCCGCAGACCCGAGCGGACUCUCCCCAGCGGAGCGGAGCAGGUAUGAAGCGUCCAUCCAGCCCGGUGUGUGUGGAGAGCGAGUCCACAGUGGGCUCAGAGCUGUGUGUGGGUCUCCGGCGUGUGGAUGGAGACCCCCGGCCGAAACGUGAGCGUAAGCAGCGGACGCUGACGCUGUGUGAGGUGUGUAACAUCCAGCUGAACUCCAGCGCUCAGGCACAGAUCCACUACAACGGAAAAACACACCAGCGCAGACUACGGCAAGCCUCCCAGGCCAAAAACAACCGCACAGCCAAUCACAGCACAGCAGGAAGUCCAGUCCAGGGCAGUCCGUUACUGGCGUCCCUGCCGCUCCCCGGUCGGACGCUGCAGCCUCAGCUGGACCUGAAGCACAUUCUCCCUCUGAGGAUCAAUGGCUCCUCCCCCCUCAGCCUCUUCCCUAACUUUAACACGAUGGAUCCGGUACAGAAGGCUGUGAUCAGCCACACGUUUGGCCUGCCUCAGCCAAUUAAAAAGAAGCAGAUCAUCUCCUGCAACAUAUGCCACCUACGCUUCAACUCUACAAAUCAGGCUGAGGCUCAUUAUAAAGGCCACAAACACACACGCAAACUGAAAGCCAUCGACAACCAGAAGAACAAACAGAGGAGCCAGGGGAGAGAGAGAGAGCGCGAGAGGAAGAAGGAGAGAGCGCGAGAGGAGGGGAAGACCGGUCAUCCCCCCGCUCUUACGGACAGCGGCGUGUCGGAGACGACAGCAGUCAAGUGUGACGGACAUCCUCCCCACCUGAAACUAGAGAAAGCUCGUACUCAGGGUAGCUCCACCAAGAUCACACCCACCUCAAAUUCCACGUCUACAGAUGCUGGAGCCCCUCAGUCCCCCCAGGUUUCUCCCGGUUCCCAGCAGUCUGGAGGCUCGUGUGAGUCCGUCACUGACCCCGCCCUGAGCUCGGCUUCAGACCCCUCAGACCCGCCCAAAGCAGAGGAGGAGGAGCCCGAGGCUGAGGAGGAGGAGCCGGACUCAGAGAGCCGGAAAAACUCCAAGCGGAAUCUGCACUGUCCCGUCUGCAAAGUGACCGUCAACUCCGGCUCACAACUGGACGCUCAUUAUAGCGGCUCUAAGCACAAGCUGAUGUUGGAGGGUCAGUGCGUGCAGCCUCGGCGGCGGGGAGGGAAGGUGGCCUCCUCCCGCAUGAAUCCCCGUCCUAAACGCCAUGGCAACAAGAACAGUGCCACCUCCAGCAGCCAAUCGUAUCAUUGCGAUGUGUGUGAUAUAGCUGUCAACUCAGAAACUCAGCUCAAACAGCAUAUGAGCAGCAGGAGACAUAAAGACAGACUGGCAGGAAAACCCCCCAAACCAAAGUUCAGCCCCUACACCAAGAGCUCAGCCAGCUCAGUGCUAGCGAGCGCAGGAUUGGCUGGUCUGAUGGGCGGGGCCGGCUCUGCUUUUGGGGGCAUGUACCAACCCUACAGCCUCUCCACAGUAACGUCUCAGACCAAAUUAGCUCUUCAGAAGGAGCUGUCCAAAACCCUGGCCGCUAGCUUCCUACCUUCACCUUUGACCCCCGCAACCCUGUGCACCAUGGCUGCCAACCCUCUGACCCUACGGCACACCCACGGGGCCACCGCCUAUAUCCAAACCCCCCUGCUUAGCCCCGCCCUCUUUAGACCUGCCCCUGGACCCCUGCGGGCAGCUCACGCUCCAAUCAUCUUCUCUCCUUAUUAGCCCCUCCCAACAGGGACGCAUAAUCACGGACUCGUUUCAAAAGAAAACUUUAUUUAAACUUUAUUAUGGAGAAGAACUGAAAAGAAGUCAUUUAAGAAGAGGUUCUUACGUAUCAAAUAUAAAACUAUGCAGCUGGAGAGAGAGAUACGCACUGACCAAUCAGGAAGAGCCGGUUAUUACUCAAUCAUUAUUAUUCAAUCAUCUGCCGCCCAAUCACUGAUAGAGUUCCAGCAGAAACACUGAUCAGCUCGGGCUUAAACGAUUUUAGGAGCAAUUGUGCAUCUUUAAUCAGCUUCAACUUUUUUGUUUUAAAUGACAUUUAAGGUUUUUUAUUCUCCUCCCACAAACAUAUUCUUCAUAGCAACAGUUGCUAGACUACAGUGGCUUGCAAAAAUAUUCAUACCCCUUAAACUCUUCUUUUUACAUUUUGUCACCUUACAAGCACAAACUUAAAUGCAUUUAAUCGAGAUUUAUAAGUGAAGGCCAACACAGAGUAGCACAUAAUUGUGAAUUAGAGUGAAAAUCAACUCAAUAAAAAUCUGAACCCCUAAAUAAAAUCCAGUGCAAUCAAUCGCCUUCAGAAGUCUUAACUUAAUAAGUUAAUAGAGCUAAUCCAGCUGUGUGGAAUUUAGUCUUAGUAUAAAUACAGCUGUUCUGUGAAGGCCUCAGUGGUUUGUUAGAGAACACUAGUGAACAAAGAGCACCAUGAGGACCAAAGUUUAAAGCAGGGUUAGGUCAUAAAAACAUCUCCCAAGCUUUGCGCAUCCCAAGGAGCACUGUUCAAUCCAUCAUCCAAAAAUGGAAAACGUAUUCUACAACUAUAAACCUACCAAGGCAUGGCCAUGGUUCACCCAAACUGACUGACUGAGCAAAGAGAGACUCAGCUUGAGUCAGAGAAGCAGCCAAGAGGCCCAUGGUCACUCUGGAGGAGCUGCAGAGAUCCACACAUCAGGUGCACUUCAAAAUGAUGUCCUUUAUGAAAGAGAGGCAAGAAGAAAACCAUUGUUGAAAGAAAGACAUAAGAAUACUAUAAAAUCUUAUUAAAAUACAUUUAAGUUUGUGGUGGUAAGACCAAAAAAAUGUGAAAAAGUUCAAGGGUUAUAAAUAUUUUUGCAAGCCACUGUAGCUGUAACAGAAGUCCAGCUACUGUCGCUAACAUUUAUUUGAAAUGUUAAAACGCUAAACUCUAUAAUAUUAAGUAUAAUAAAUACUUAACAGCAUAUGUGAUACUGAAAAUGAUAAAAUGCUCCUAAAUAAGCAAAUACCAGAAAUUAUUUAUGGAUUUUAUUGGAGUCAGUUUCAAACCAAUAUUCUUCACUGCAGGUUUAUUAACCCUAUUCAUUUGAUUAUAGCGCCACCAUGUGGAGUAAUGACAGGAGUAAAGUAGUAACUUUAGUAAGUCAGAAUGGAGGGGAGUGAAUCUUGGGGAGUUUAGAGUGCCUAGGUUCCAAUAAAAUAUUGAUAUUUGACACCACAAAUCGCUAAUGUAUUUGAAAAUGAAAACAAAAGGGUAUAUCGCGAUAUGAAUAAUUUUUUCCACCUCUAGUGCACAAAUUUAGCAUGAACAUAUCUCAUGAUCAGGUGCUUUAUCACAAAUCUUUCUGGUCUCAAGAUCGUCUGAUAUGUCAGCCUCCUCUGGAUUGAUGAUUUAAUGAGAUUCUGCUGUUCUGAACAUCUCACAAGGCUUUUCUGGAAUUCUUAACUCAUUAUAGACUUUGGGAAUUUUUGACAAACACCUAAAAGGUGUGCUACAGUUUUUGAUGAAGCGGAGAAGGUGGAUUUUUUCUGGAUUUGUUCUGAAAAGCUCGUCCAGUUUUUGCUCAGGCUCUGGUCAGCCUGUCCGUUCACUACUCUGGUGCUUUCAGGGUGUAUCAACUGUUGCCAAGGAUACUGUAGUUUCCAUUUCCUGUCUGGUCUACUGCGAUGGACCAUGGGAUGGGAUGGGUACCUCCUGUCUCCACCAAUGAAGAAGAGCCGUUUCCGACAAAGGGAGCCAAUGUGAUGUUUUAGUUUUUUAGUUUGUUUGUGUUUGAUCUUUUAUAGCUAGUAGUAAAAAGAGAAGUGCUUUAGGCCUAUUCUAGUGUUUCAGAAGGCAGUUGCCAAAAUCCCUUUACUUGAUUUAUUAAUAUUGUUUGAUUGCUUUUUAUAUUAAAUGAACAGUAGAAUAGAAUGAUGAUAAUGAUGAUGAUGAUGAUGAUGAUGAACAGUGUAAACAAUAGGAGCAAAAACAAAGGAGGGAAAUAACACUGGAAGGCAUUUAAAAUGGGAAAUAAGAAAAUGUAAAAAUAAAAAAAAAGAUUUUUUCAGGUUGUUUCUACAUUUGCAGACGUGCAAUAUCAGGUGAGGGCUUUAGAGUGUAAUCGUGAGAAAUAUUAGUAUAAUAAGAAAUUAACAUUCUAAGCUGCCAUAUAGAAGCCAUUAAGCCAUUUUGUACUGAUUCAAUAACAGAUUAAACUUUUUUCAUGUUUUUUUUUUUACAAUAUUUAACCAAAUCUCUGUGGUGCACAAUUGAUGACUGUCAUUUCUACACAUUUCCCUAAGUAAACUGGUAAAUACUAAUUUACUUAAAAUCUGAUGAUUUCAAUUCAAUAAGCAGAAUUCCCUCAAUUCAGUAUAAAAAAAGAAAAAUACUGAAUAAUAAAAUUAUUACUGAAUUGUGUAUAUGCACAGUGUCAUUUAUGUUCAAGUUGUUUUACCAGCAGCAAAAUCGCUAUUUAUUGUCACUGUUCAUUUGCAUAAAGUUUAACUUCUUUACGCACUAAUUUCAUGCCAUUUACAGUCUUGACCCUCAACCCUGCUGAAAGUAAAUGACGCAUAGUCGCUUUUGUCGAUUACUUUUUCACAUUGCAAGCAGCCAUCAGCAGUCAGAGUCUGAGAGAGCACAGUUGGCUAAGCUCUCUCUGGGCGCGUAGAUUGUGCUCUAUUCCUUCAUCAAUCAUAGUGUGCCCAAAAAGCCCAAAAAGAUGAAUUUUCACACAAGCCCAAAUUGGCGUGAAAACCACAAACCUGGCAACUCUGCACAGAAAUGUUAAACUGGUGAAUGUAAGACAAUAUUACAAUUUAAUUAAGAAAUUAUCCCACAGUCCUAACAGUACUGCACAUUACACCUUUACCAGGUUACAGGUCUGAGGUCUGCAUGUUUUUAAAGGGGAAUGGGUUGAAAUUAUUGUCCAUGGUCCAAUAUGUAUGCACCACAGAGCACACAGAGCAGGUUUUAAAUACUGGUGUUCCUUUAUCUGCCGUUUCUCUCCAUAAAAUCCAAAAUACUUUAGUCCAAGACAAUCAGCUCCGGUCAGGCAGAAGGCUGCGGGAGGCUCUGGGCAGAAGAUGCCCUUACAUGGGCAUCAAUGUGGUAAAGGAUCAACAUUUCUGACUCAUUUUAAGAAUGGGAAGAAACAAUGGAGAUGAGACAAAAAUAAUGGAGAGAAGUGCACUACUCUUACACUACUUUUAAAAUUAGCCUGCUUUUCUGUACCUGAAAACAGAGCCAUAAACAUGCUAAGCUAAUUCUAAAGCAGCGAGUCUUACACAAACAGAAGGGGUUUUGACGAGUGCCAUACUUGAUGUGUGCCGUAUCACUUUGUCAUUUACAGUUACACCAACCAACUUCCUACCUCCAUGUUUUCCUCUGCCAACCAUCUAAAAUAGCUUGAUUACAAAUGUUCUGUAGUUGGCCAUCAGCUGCCAGAGCCCUGAGAGAGUACAAUUGACCUUGCUCUCUCUGGGUGGGUACAGAAAAUGGCGCUCUUUCCCCUUAUCACUCCUAGGGUGAUGUGGAUCAGCACAGGGCUGCAUCUGUGAGCUGAUGUAUCAGAACCGAGUCGCUGCGCUUUCCUCUGAGCGUUAGCGCUGUGAUGCUACUCCUCAUGAUGAAAAGAGGCGAACCACUCUGAAGAGCUCAGAGACAACACUCCUGUCUUUCAAUGUUGAGAUGAUCCUGAACGUCAUUAUUGCCUAAAUCAGAUGUGUUGGAUUAUGGUUGGUGCUAAACUCCUUUCCUAUUAAUAAGUUGCCAAAUUGGAGAUUUGAUGUUCUUGAGGUUUUUAGUUACAGCAUGGGCCAUCUCUUUUUUAUCCUAAAAAUUUUAAGUACCGGUAGGUAAUAAAUAGUCAAUUUUCCAGGGUGUUUAUAUCAGGGUUCCUACGGUCAUGAAAACCUGGAAAAGUUAUGAAAUUUGAAAAUAGCAAUUUCCAGGCCUGGAUAAGUUUUUGAAAAAUAAAAAAUACCCAGAAAGUUUUGGAAAAGUCAUGGAAAUUUGGUCUACAAAUCUUUGUGUUUCAGUUUAUCAAUGGAGAAAAUCUAUUUUGAGCUAAAAUUAAAAAUAAAUAAAUUAAUCAGCUGAGAGAUAGAAUGGAGCUCUCAGGAUAUGACAUAUUUUAUUAUUAAAGAUUGUGCAUCAUCAUUUUAGGCCUACUAUAAUACAUUUUGAUUAUAGUUUUAGUUGAUUUUUGGUUUUAUUGUCCAUUUCGGCACUGAUGUUUUAAAAAUCGUAUGGUUAUGAAAAAGUUGCCUUCAAGGCAUGAAAAAGUAAUGAAAAAGUCAUGGAAAUUUAAUGGGUAAAAAGUGUAUGAACCCUGUUAUAUACAAACAUACAAAUACUCUCCUACUUUUACGGUUCACAGGUUUUACUGAACAACAGGUGCACUUUACUGGAGUACUUUGUUUUUACGAAGCAAAUUAACAGUGCCAAAAGAAAGAUUGACAGUGUAUUAUGUUUUUUGUGCAAUACAAAAUCUCUUUAUCUAUUUUGGAUUCAGUUCUCUGUCUCAGAAUCUCAUCACUGUUUUAUCUGAUCUGUUCAUAUCAAUUUCUGUCUCUGGUAUCAGCUGCUAUUAUUUCCAUCUCCAUUUCUCUGUGAUUUCUGAACCCCGCUGUGCUGUAGAAUAUUAAAGCGUAUGAGCUCAUCUGUCCUCACCUGUUGUACACUUGAUGGAUAUUUUUGGAGUAUCCCUUGCAAUAAUGUAAAGCCAUUCAUAGAGAUUUUGUGUAUAGAAUAUUACUGUAAUUGGUUAUAUAAAAGAAUCCUCCAUAA